GUAGUAUUGCAAAAAUUUUCAUGCUUCUGCGAAUAAUGUAAGGUCAUGAAAAAUCCACUUUGCGACGAACUCUUGCUUCUUCAGCCAACAACAACUGAUGUAGAAGACUUGUAUUCAUGUUACAUCUCCAACUUUACUUUCAACGCUUUCCUUAUCAUUACCACCGUUGUUUUUAAUAGCGUCACAAUACAAGCAUUAAGAAGGGCUUCAUUUUUGCCAAAACCCCUAAAGACAUUUCUUUUAAGCCUGGCUGUCUCGGAUCUCGGGGUUGGUGUUGUGGCACAACCUUUAUAUCUUCUUUUACUGGUCAGAUGGCUUCAGAAGAACAAUGAAUACUAUCCGAGCUGUGCUUUGUAUACCGUGUAUGCGCUCACUGGCAUUUUCUUUUCCGUGUCUUCAUUUUUCGGUGUCAUGGCUCUGAGUGCGGACAGAUUUCUGGCCAUUCAUCUCCAUCUCAGGUACAAGGAGUGUGUAACUCACAAGCGGGUUGUCUCUGGGGUGGUAACCUUGUGGGUUUUGAGUAUAAUUCUCUCGCUGUUCAUGCUAUGGGUGUUGCCGAAUGUUGCAACAGCAGUGCACACUACCGUUUGCGUUGCUUGUCUUUCGAUCUCAGCAGUGUUUUAUUCCAAGAUUUACCUAGCUGUGCGACGCCACAAAAAUCAAAUCCAAGUUCUACAGGUACAAAAACGAAAACAAGAUGUAAUAACAACGACCACAGAUUUAACAAGAAGCAGAAAAUCAGCGAUAGGUACAUUCUACGUGUAUCUAAUGUUUUUUAUUUGCUACGUGCCUCUGGUAUGUACCUUUGCUGCUACGCUCGCCUUUGACUCAAGCAGCGCCAUAAAGAUAUCUACAAUUUCUUCAUGGACUCUGGUGUUCUUCAAUUCGUCUUUGAACCCCGCUAUUUACUGCUGGAAGUUGAGACACCUUAGACAUGAAAUUAUUGACCUGCUGCCAAAUUUUAUUCCAAACUACAGAAGACGGGAGCCGCGCAUCCCAGUGAGAAAGUGUGAGUGAUUUUCUCG
Messenger RNA from Stylophora pistillata, 1025 nucleotides. Its product is annotated as adenosine receptor A2b-like. Gene Ontology annotation, biological process: G protein-coupled receptor signaling pathway. Gene Ontology annotation, molecular function: G protein-coupled receptor activity. The record is from RefSeq and is a predicted model, not a curated record. Lineage: Eukaryota; Metazoa; Cnidaria; Anthozoa; Scleractinia; Pocilloporidae. Gene Ontology annotation, cellular component: membrane.